AUGAGUUAUCCUAGAAGAAAUCAAGCAAUUCCUAGGGAUUAUCCGGGACAGAAGCAGUAUGGCGGUCAGGGCCAGGCGCCAAGUGCAGCAGGAAGUGGACCAAGCGGACAAUAUGGAUAUGCUACGCAGAGCGGAGUACCACUUACUGGGAUGUAUGGGAAUAGGGGUGCACCAGGAUCAGAACAGUAUGGAUCGGCACCGUAUGCGAGCAGAGGAGGCGAUAGAUACAACAAACCUCCGGUUAACGGUGUGCCGCCGUCACAUCAGUACCAACAACAACAUCAGCAGCAGGCACAGGCACAGGCACAGGCACAAUAUAACAGCAGCUCAGGUAGUGGUGGAGAUUCCACUGCAAUUAGGAAACAAGAAUAUGACAAAUUGAUACAUGAUUGCUAUUCUAAAUUUCUGAUCGAUGCCAAUGGUAGAAAGAUCCUAGACAUGUCUUACCAGACACAUAUCAAUAUAAAAGAAUAUUCACUGUUCCCUUCACAGCCACCACCAGAGGAAUUGGACGAGUCUCAGGUUGGCUCGGUGAAAGACCGUAUAUUGGUUGUUUGUGCCAAGUCUAGUGGUAGAGUUCUACUUCAGAAGGGGAAGUUCAACGAAGUCAAAGGGUCGUAUCAAAUCGGUAGAACCUGGGAUAUGGAUGAAUUGAAGAGGAUAUCUCGAGUAGGCAACCUGGGUCUUGUAUUGACCUUGAAUAAGGACUACUACUGGAAUAUAGAUGAAGGUGUGGAAAGGAUUUGGAAGUUUACCAGAGUGUUGGCGAUUUCCUAUGGAAACUUCGUUGGGAAGUAUCCUGAGAUUAGGGGAUGGACCAUUCAAGAUUUGAAACUUCCGCCACAACCUCCUGGAGCAGCGAAAGUCAACCCAACUGGGCGUGGGGGCGACAGUCCUCAAACCAAUGAUAUAGUGUUGAAUGAGCCAAUUGCUCAUCCGCAAUUAUUGAAAUCAAAAUCUUUGAAGAGGAAAAAUAUGCCUAAUCCAGUAUUACCUCCAGAACCGGUGAGCUUGCAGCUCCAACAACAGGCACAGAAACAAUAUAAAGAUAUUGAUUUUACUGCAAACGGUAAAUUACCCAUGAAGCCAAUGAUGCCAAUGCAAGUUGAUAGAGCAGGAAGCAGUACCAAUGUGGAUCAAUACCAAGAAACAAAGCGCCAUUCGCAUCCUUAUACAGCAAUAAGUGGAUCUCCAAACCCAAAUUAUGCUGCUGAUACAUCUCAAGAAUCUCUGAGCUUUGUAUUUACAAGUGAGAAGAGUAAUGCUCAACAUCAAGAUGGCGGAUCUCCAAUGGGAGACAAUAGAUUCAGAAAACAAUCUGUUCCUCAGGUGGAGUCAACUGAGUCCUUAGAACAUCAUAUGGAUUAUGUUCAUAGAGAUUCCUUUGAGAAGCCAAUUCAUAGAUUUUCAUUGACGAAAACAAAGGCUGUAGACUCUCCGGAUUUUGGCAUUGAAGAAGUCGACGAUGAUGAAUAUAGUGAUGAUCAAGAUCAGGAAAAACCUUUAUUUGCCAGAUCAAAUACCAGCGACUCAAGGAAAGGAAAUGGAUUUGGAAUUAACCAGAAGAAGAUCUCCAGUAGCCCAGAAGUACUCGAAGAAUCAAGUAAUAUUGAAGAUUUGGAUACGGUUUCUGAAUCAAUCCAAGAAAUUGAAAGCUUUAUGGAAUCACAAAUGGAUGUUAAAAAAGGCACAAGAGGAGGACCAAGGCUGAUCUUUAGCUCCAAUCUGGAUAUUCCUCAUAACAACAAUUUAAACGUGGUAGAUAAUGAAUCUGUAUUCACUCUGGAUUACACUAAUGAUUCCAAUCUUGGCUUAAAUAUCAUAAAAAAUGAUAGUGCAGACGUAUCGGUAUCAUUGGAGAAGGAUCCAGAGAUUGAAGAGCUUUUAGAGGAAGUUAACUGGAAUAUCUCCGAUGACUCUGAUGCUUUAAUCAAAAAAUUGACCAAAGAAUUGAAUAGAGUCAAGUUCAAUAAUGUGAAUGAAGUUAUAUCUUUAGAUUUUUCAAAUAAUGCCGUAUCCAGCGACUUAAUAACUUCUUUGAAUGAAAUUGAGAAUUUACUGCAUAUCUUUAAGAAGACUGAGGUUAAAUUCCAAUAUCUAUCACCGGAAGUUAAUGCGAUUGAAAAUAAUUCCCAAGGAUUACAAGUGAAAUCAGUUAAUAAGAAAUUGUUAUACAACGAUUUGAAGGAAAUAUUAACCAAUGUUAAUAUUGACGGGGCUGAUUUGCAGGCUAUUGAAUCGUUUACUGCAUUUGAUAGAUUGAACAAGGUGGAAUCAAUUGAAAUGAAAUUGUCUAACUUAUUCAGCGCUUUAGGAGCAAUGAGAUCAAAUAAUAAUGAUAGCAGCAAUUCUGAGGGUUUGAGUUCAAUGAAGGCUUUGAAGCAAUACAGAGCAACGUAUGAGCAGGUAACUGAAUCAUUCACUUAUCACUUUGGCUCAUUCAUAAGAGGCGAAUUUACCAAUUUAAUAAAAAUGUUAAGCAGAGAUCUUGAAAGAAUCUCACCUCAUACCUUAACAAGAGAAUUGAAUAAUGUCUUAUUCUAUUCAGGGUUCAUGUUCUUUGUUAAAGAUGUUGCUAAGGAUGACUACUUGGAAUUGAAUGGAUUUUUCAAUCAGCAUAUGAGCGACUUGUUAGAAAGAAUUUUAACUCAAAAAUUGAUUCAUUUAAAGCAAUCCAAUCCAAUUUCAGCUACAGGCUCGAUUUCUGAUCUUCAAUCGGCAACUAAUGUGAGUAUGAAAAAUUCAAGAUCCUCAAGGUCACUUAGGUUAUCAACGAAGACGAAAUUUAGGCUUAGAGGAAGCGAAACUCCAGAGUCUUCUACAGCAAAUGUAAAUUCGCCUUCUUCACCACAUGCAUCUACUUCCUUUGCUGAAAAGAUUAAUGAAUCCCAAGAUUCAAAGUCAAUUAUAGAAUUAAUAACGUACUCCAAAGAACUUAUAUCAAUUAUUCAAUAUUUUGUUGGAAGUAUGUUUCACUAUGAUACUAAUAUUAUCAAUUUCAACGACUUUUUGAAAGCUCACUCAUAUUCAGAAAGGCGUAAGUUACUUGAUAGCCCUUCAUUUGAUUUGACUAAAAGCUAUUCUAACGAGAUCAUUGCUAAUUUAAAUGCUAUAUUUGGGGGUUACAUUAACUUGUUAAUGAAAAGGUUGGUGCCACAAGACUCUCAUAUUCCACUAAUAUUAAGCUACUUGGAAGUAUUGUUGGAAGAGAAUAAAACAACUAAUCAAGAAUUUUUAGUGUUCAAUUUCUUGAGGAGAUCUCUGGAGAAGUUUAAGUCUACUUGGACUAAAUUAAUUAAAAAUAAGGUGGAUUCUUUGAAUCAUUCCAUUAUUGUUGCUAAGUGUGGAAUUUUGCCUGCUAUUAAGAGUUUCAAUCAGUUAAUUUUGAUAACUGAAUCUUCCUUAGAUAAUUCUAACGUUGGUAAUGGCAGCAGUACUCUAAUUAGAGGCAUGUUAGAUCAGUCCUAUCAAGAUUUAACUGAGGCAAGUAUUCACUUAUUCUUGAGAGACGAUCCCUUAUUGAAGAAUAGUGAGUUUGACGAGAAAGAGAAGCAGCACAGAAACGUCAGUAUCUUGCAAAAUAUCUUCUACCUCACUGAACAAUUGUCGGUGUUUAAUAACACUUCGGAUGGAUUAAGGAAACUGAAAUCUAGCUUUGAAUCUGUAUUUAAGAAGGUUGAAGAGGCUUAUUUCAAGAGACUCUUGCACAAAAAUGUAGGUAAGUUGGUCGAAUUUGUUGACAACUAUGAAGCAUUGAGUAAGAUGGGUGGCCAAAAGAAAUACAACAAAAAGGUGGUUAAAUCAUUGCUCAGCAGUUAUACCCAUAAGGAUAUAUCUUUGAAGGCACAUGAAAUAUUUAAGAAAUUGGAAAAGCAUUUUAUUACCGGUGGUGAUAUGUUUGAAAAGGAUCUACUUGACAGAUUGUGGAAAGACAUGGAAGCUCAAGUAACUGAUUAUUUCGAAAGAUUAGGUAAAAUUGUCAGGUCAAAUUUUGAUAGAGAAAUUGAGUACAAUAUUAGCAAAAAUGAGAUACAUAGUAUAUUUAGUCAAAUUCACUAA
Molecule: messenger RNA, 4059 nt
Organism: Dujonia railenensis
Lineage: Eukaryota; Fungi; Ascomycota; Pichiomycetes; Serinales; Debaryomycetaceae
Source: the annotation of a GenBank genome assembly